GCGACCACAACAGACCGUCGGCGUCCAGGUCAAAGUAACGCCUCGUUUAUAACGUGAAUCUCGAACUAUCAAUAACACAUGGCUCCAAAGUGCCCAGGAGAUUGGUCAGAUUAAACAAAAUUAAUUAAGGGGGAGCCCAGAAAACUGUGAGGGAUAACUUUUUCGGAGUGAGAGUUGUGGACUGCCAGAGAGUAUUGUGACGGUACGAGUGUGACUGGUUGAUACUAUGGCCUCCCAGAAGACCCAGGGGAAGUGGAGUGACCUGGUGACCCUGCUGUUGAGGGUACAAGAGGCCCCGAGGUCACCGGGAGAGGAGGUGAGCCUGGCCACCACGCUGAGUGAACUGAGUCAGUGUAGCGCCAAGCUCAGGGUAGUCUAUGAUCACCGGCAAAUUCACUCGUUGGUUGAGCACUGUGUGUCUGGUAUUGUGAGCCCCAAGAGUGCCUUGGUGAGGCAGACAUCGCAGCUCCUCGCCUCUCUCCUCAGACGGCAGGGCAGCACAAGCCUGCCAUCAUUAAUACUAGAUAAGAUCAUUGCCUGGCUCAGCUCUGCUCUUCACUAUCAUGAGAGGGACGUAGAUGGCUGGCAAACCGUCCAUCAAAUAUUACGAGCUCUGGCAGAUGCCCUGAGAGAUGCUCCUGACCAUGCUGAGGAGAUUUACCUGAGUCUGGCUGGAAGUAAGGGUUCACUCAUCUACACACUAGAGUCCGGUUCUUCGUGCCGUAACCGUGCACUAGCAAUGCAGUGUCUUCACCUGUUGACUUAUGUCACCCCAGAAGUGGUUGCUGAAGCUCGUCAGCACAAUGAAGAGAUCUUCCCAGCAGCAGUGGUGUCUAGCAUUCAGAGAAUUGUUAUAUAUGUUUUAAAACAACCAUUACCCAGCCCAGACGUGUGUUCACAUAAGUUGUAUUUACACCUGGUCGCAUCUGCUCUAAGUGUUCUAUACAAUCUGGUUGUGUGUGCUCCAAAUGACGUAUUGGGUAAUAUUAUUGUCAGUGCUUGCCGUCCAUUUGUGUUCUAUGGGUUGCCAGGUUUUGCUCAUAAUGAACUUGUCAAGCACACAACCAGCCCAGAGGUGGAUAUUCCUCUCUCAUCUGGCAUGGAUAGUGAUUCUUCCUCCAGAAAUUACACCAAUCGAAAUCGUCGUAAAAGACUUCGUCGAAAACGAGCCCAGCCAUCACGGUCCACCUCAGACUGUGAGGGUCGUCCAUGUCCCCUGGUGGCGGCUGUGGAUGGUCUGGGUCUAGGGUUGCGAGGACCCCCACCAGCAACUGCCCUCGCUAGUGUCUCUCUUAAACCUCAGUGGGCCAGAGGGAAGCAGAUACAUAACAAAGAAGAGGAGACAAUUAAUAUUUCUGCUUCAGCACUUGAGGCCGAGCAUUCACCAGAACUGUUUUCUCAAGAUGAGAGUUUUGUAGAAGCGCGUGUCAGUGGCUCUGAGACUGACUUCUCUGACUUCGAUGGAGGAGGAGAAAAGGAGACAACUUUAAUGGCUCGAACUCGUCAGUGCUCACUUCAGGCCAUAAAUGCUGUCAUUGAUGAGAGUAAGAAAGUGGGUAAGCAACACAAGUUCAGCUACUGGCCACCUUUAAUGUGUCAGACGCCAUCCUUGAUGACGAGUGUGUUGAAGGACCCGUCUCCCUCUGUGAGAAUGGCAUCACUCCAAGUCAUAAACACUUUUCUCUUGGAUUCCUCACAAGUCCUCACCCUUGCUGUUGAGAAUGAGGGAAAGAGUUCAUACACCACACUGGGUCACCAGCUCGGCACCAGUCUGCGGGAGCUUCAUCGUUGUCUGGCACUCGCCCUGCUCUCAGAAAAGUUUCCUGGUGCCCUUGUUAGAACUCUGAAAACAAUUGAGUUGCUUGUUGAAAAUGUUAACUAUUCCAACCUUAAACCAGGGUUAUUAACCAAACUUGUCACUCAUGUGAAGUAUUUUAUGAGGUACAAAGAGGCUGUGGUCCGUGCCAAUGCCUUCUCUGUGAUGGUGAGCGUGCUGAUGAUCAAGCCACAAGUAGCAGAACUACAACACUUACUGAUUAGGUUCCAGACUCCAGCCCCUCCCACUCUGACGUGUCCACCAGAGGUCCUGCCUCCACCGGUUAUGGAAGAAGAGCUGCCGGGCCAAGAGGAAGAUGAAGCUGAAACUAAUUUGAAAAGUGAAAUGGAGAAAAUGAAUUUGUUAAGUGAGGACGAAGAAGAGAAGACUGAAGAUAACGCCCAGGAUAAGUCUAUGGUGUCGUGGUUAAUACAGCGUUGUGUUGACUCCUUGUUGACGCCAGACCAUGAAGCUGUGAGGGGCAUCUUUAUCCAGGUUCAGCUUCAGUCACUUAAGGUGUUGAGUGCUUUAGUGAGCGAACACCUGAACAUCAUCCAUCAGAGUCUGCCCUUGAUCCAACACGUCAUCACUGUGUGUAGUGAAGCUGUACGAGAACCUUUCCAUCCAAAAAUGACGGACUUGGCACCUGAUUCUCAUAAGAAAUUUGAAGCUGGAGAAGGUUUUGAUCCAGCAUUCAUGUCCCCAGACCCUGGUGUGGUUGUGGAACAUGCCUACAUUCUACUUGGCUCUCUGCUGGGAGCAGUUAAGGCUGACCUGGACAAGGGGGCCAAUUCGUGUGUGUCUGUCAGUCAGGUCCAGCAGUUGUGGCUCUGGGUGCUACAGGGACCCCUACAAAUACUGUUCAAGCAGGCAGCAGCAGAGCAGUCCAGAGGUAGUAUGGAGAAGGGAGGAGCCCCAGCAGUUGAUCCUCCGAAACAAGAUGUAAACUGGAGGAACAGAGAUGCUCUUCUUUUGGAAAGUCUUGAGGACCGACUUAAGCAGACGGUGGCCAUUGCAACUGUUCUCACGCACUUCAGUCCUUCUAUUUUUGAGAGCCUUGGGGAGGAGUGCAUAACCCUGAUCAUAAAAACUGUCAAGUGGCUGGUCACCCACGAAGACCCGGACCUUCGAUUGGCCGGUGCCCGCAUCAUGGCCAUUAUAGUCAGUUUUCCUGGUGUUGUGGGAAAUUCUGGCGGGGUGAGUCUCUUACAAGCAACGGUCAUGACGACGUGUGAUCUGUUGACCCAGAGAGAGAACAACGUGAACAGAUAUCGUCUCCUGGCAUCAUGGGCACUGGCAAAUGUGUCCUCGGUGUUUGAACUUUAUGUUGACAGUUGGAAGUGCCAGGAACAUGGUUCUGGUAAUGAAAUCUUAUCACCAAUGCUCAUUGUGCAACUUUUGGAGGUGGGAAUCAGAGCUUGUAAGGAUAAAGAUAAGAUCAAGCCACAUGGUGUACGAUGUGUAGGAAACAUAACAAGUUUCCUUCGGGCUGAACAAGCAGCUGACCCCACCAUAGCCCCUCUUGUUUCCAAAGCAAUAGACACUUUGGUACUCUGCUCCAGCACUGGAAGCAACAUGAAGACCCGGUGGAAUGCUUGUCGUGCCCUUGGAAAUAUUCUUAGCAGCGGCCGCUUACCCAUUGCUGACAUGCCAUGGAGGAGCCAAGUUCUGACUACUCUUGGCAACCUGGUGGAAAGCUUCAAGAACUACAAAGUGAGGAUCCAGGCUUGUAGUGCCAUAUGUAGCCUGAGGUCUCGGGAAGAAUUUGGAUCCGAAUAUUAUGGGAUAUGGCGGGUGUUGCUCCACGGACUAGAUAAUGCUCAAAAUAUUAUUGACUACCAAGAGAUACGACAUAGGGAUGAACUCAUUAAUCAGAUAUGUGAAGGCAUCUGUCAACUAUCAACUCAUCUUACUCUGGAGGAUGCUGGGUCACUGUGUGAACUGUUACAGCUACAUCAGGAUAUGGCAACACCAUUGCUGAAGAAGGCUUAUCUCUCUCUACCCCCGGAGAGAACAGGACACGCUCUUAAAGCUCAGUCAAGGGUGGAAGAGCUCUUGAGUUAUGAUGCCCUUACAGAAUCACAACAGCUGGCCUUGAUUAUACUGAACAGUUUGACUGCUGCUCCCACAACUACCAACUUUACCUAAGUUUAUGGCUUAUAUGUAUACAGUACAGUAUAUGUAAGUGAAAAGGUGCUAUUGCAUAUUUAUUUUAAACUCUUAUUAAAUCUCCCGGGACAGCAGGACGUUUCGGAGAAUUUUCUUGUAGAGAAGAGAAAAUUGAGACUAUUAGAGGGUGUGGUGGUAGGGGGUGUGGCAGUAGUGGGUGUGGCUGUAGAGGGUGUGGCAGCAGUGGGUGUGGCUGUAGAGGGUGUGGCAAUAGGGAGUUGCCCAAAUUAAAAAUAUUGUUUGUUCUACUAAGCAUAAUUUUAUAUUUUUCGUUUAUAUAAAGUAUUGAUCACUUGUAUAUGACUCUUAUGUUAAAAAAAUGUGAUCACAAUUAAAAAAUAAAUGGAAAUGUUAACCUAUACAGUAUGAUUUAUUAUAUCUCUAACUUUACUGUUCAUUAAGUGUAGUGAAUAUAUCCCUUUAUAUCAUUAGGUGUAAUGAAUCUUUACAUCUGUGGUGAAAGAUAAAUACUAGACAUAAGAAGAUUUACUAUUGGACAUAAUAACAUUUUAACCACAUUUGUUGCUGUACUAUUUUAUUACUGUAGAGGUAAACUUAUAUUACAGUGAAAUAUAAAUACAUGUACAGUACACAAACUAUUAAUGCCAUGGUUAAGGAAUUACAAAAUGAAUGUACUGUAACUCCUACCUAUUAUGGAACAGGUUAAUUAUAUACUUAUUUCUUUCAUUGUAUGUUGCAAUGGUGGACUAGCUAACCUAAUCCAUUGAUGAUGAAGAAGGAUUAUAACCCACCAAGUUGGAGUGUACAAGAGUUGAAAGUUAAACAUUGUAGAUGGUGUAUGUAACAGUGUUAAAUAUGACUCUUGGAAUAUGGUUCAUGUAUAUUUUCAUAUAUUCUUUGUCAACAUUAAAAGACACAAUGUUA
Messenger RNA from Homarus americanus (American lobster), 4870 nucleotides. RefSeq names its product HEAT repeat-containing protein 6-like. The transcript has 18 exons. The coding region runs from base 227 to 3964 and encodes 1245 amino acids. The record is from RefSeq and is a predicted model, not a curated record. Lineage: Eukaryota; Metazoa; Arthropoda; Malacostraca; Decapoda; Nephropidae.